AUGGCCGGUCUGAGAUACAUUGCUCCGGCAUUGGCCCUGGCAGCAGGUGCAGCCGCGCAAGCAUGCGGCAGCGGCUCCGGCACCACCACCAUUGCUAGCAACGCCGAUGCGACGGCUCUGGCUAACUGCCGAACGUACGCCGGCAGCAUCGCCAUUGCGACCGACACGACCGACAGCAUCCAGCUCAAUGGCGUGCAAACAAUCACCGGCAACCUCAUCGCCAACAACGUGACACAAAUGGUCUCCUUGGCCGCUAAGGACCUCGAGGAGAUCGGCGAGAUGUUCGAGCUCGAGCAGCUUACCAUCCUCUCCACACUCAACUUCCCAUCUUUGAAGAAGGUCGAUGCCAUCAAGUGGACUGCGCUGCCAGCUCUUCAGGGCCUGUCUUUCACCGAGGGCGUGGAAGAUGUUGGCUCGCUUGUCAUUGACAACACACAACUCAACUCUCUCGAUGGUAUCAACCUCCAGGUUGUGGACGAGCUAUCAGUGACCAACAACCCAUACCUUACCGACAUCACCAUGCAACUCGGCAAUGUCACCAAGUCUUUCCUUUUGGCUUCCAACGGACGCGAUCUCAAGGUCGAACUGCCAAACCUCGAGUGGGCCAACAACGUCACCCUCAGGAACUGCUCGGAAGUCUCCAUUCCAUCUCUCGCAUCGAUCAACGGCUCCAUGGGUUUCUACAACGGCGGUUUCGAGAGCCUUGCUGCACCAAACCUCACCAACGUUGGCGGUUCUCUGUCGUUCGUCAGCUGCGAGGCUGUAACUAACAUCUCCAUGCCUCAGCUGACCACUAUUGGUGGUGGCUUUCAGCUCGCCAACAACACUGCGCUGCAGAGCAUUGACGGCUUCCCAGCCAUGGAGACUGUUGGUGGGGCCCUUGACUUCAACGGUGAAUUCGAUACCGUCGACCUCCCAGAGCUGAAGGAUGUUCGUGGUGCAUUCAACCUCCAGUCUACUCAGGACAUCAACGACGUCUGCUCGCACUUCAAGCCUCUAUCUGGCCAGAACAACGUCAUCAAGGGUACCUUCACCUGCUCUACCACUGAGACCCCAGGCGGUGUUGGCACUUCGACCAGCUCUGGCUCCGGCGGCAGCACUUCAUCGGGCGCUGCCAACCCAAUGCUCAUUCCCGGCGCAACAGGUCUUCUCGGUGUUGCCGCUGCCGUCUUCGGCCUCCUUUAA
Fulvia fulva is the source of this 1185-nucleotide messenger RNA. RefSeq names its product Cell surface GPI-anchored protein. Bases 1 to 1185 code for a protein of 394 amino acids. Gene Ontology annotation, biological process: fungal-type cell wall organization. Lineage: Eukaryota; Fungi; Ascomycota; Dothideomycetes; Mycosphaerellales; Mycosphaerellaceae. The record is from RefSeq and is a predicted model, not a curated record. Gene Ontology annotation, cellular component: plasma membrane; fungal-type cell wall. The transcript has 3 exons.